Chaetomium strumarium is the source of this 1864-nucleotide messenger RNA. Its product is annotated as translation protein SH3-like domain-containing protein. Lineage: Eukaryota; Fungi; Ascomycota; Sordariomycetes; Sordariales; Chaetomiaceae. Gene Ontology annotation, molecular function: RNA binding; transferase activity; structural constituent of ribosome. Gene Ontology annotation, biological process: mitochondrial translation. The record is from RefSeq and is a predicted model, not a curated record. The transcript has 2 exons. Gene Ontology annotation, cellular component: ribosome; mitochondrial large ribosomal subunit. Bases 254 to 1402 code for a protein of 382 amino acids.
GGAAUUUGUCAUGCACGGACCACAGGAAUCAAAUUUCCCAAGCCGCACAACCACCUCAACAUCAUCACCGUAGUUACCAUCCCGCCGGUGUAAGCAGUACGGCCCUUGCUUAAUUAUUGCAGCCAAUUGGCUGCGCGUUCUUACUGCAACCCCCCCAAGGCACCAAUCUUGCCUCAAUGCCCUGACAUUGACACUUGUCAGCGCCAGUCUUUCGGGUCUUAGUUGAGCUUGUGCUUUCCAAGGUCCCUCAACGAUGCUGCAGCCACGGCUCCGCCCCCUGGUUGUGGGGCGGGCGGCUUCCCUCACUUCUAUGUUCCAGAGUUCACUACGUCUCGAGGCUAUCAGGCGAUACGCGAGCGCAGCGCAAAGCGAGAGCAACAAUGUGUCUGGCGAAGACGACGCCGGCUUCGGCGCCCCGUCCACCGAGUUGCAAGCUGUCAAAAUGCGAACCUACAAGCCCCGGACACCCGGUCUUCGACAUCUAAAACGGCCCAUUAACGACCACCUAUGGAAGGGCAGGCCGUAUCUACCCCUCACCUUCCCGAAGAAGGGCCACGGGAAGGGUGGUAGGAACAAUACCGGCCGCAUCACCAUCAGACAUCGUGGAGGUGGCGCUAAACGGAGGAUCCGUAUUGUCGACUUUGAUCGUUGGACGCCGGGGCCGCACACGGUUGAGCGUAUCGAGUACGACCCGGGCCGGAGUGCCCAUAUCGCCCUGUUGACCGAGCAGGCGACUGGCAAGAAGAGCUACAUUGUGGCGGCCGAGGGCAUGCGUGCUGGAGACGUGGUGCAGAGCUACCGAGCUGGCAUCCCCCAGGAUCUGCUUGAUAGCAUGGGAGGUGUUGUCGAUCCUGGUAUUCUGGCCGCGAGGACGGCCUGGCGAGGGAACUGCCUGCCCAUGCACAUGAUCCCAGUCGGCACGGUCGUGUACAAUGUCGGCUCCCGCCCACAGGGCGGUGCAGUUUUCUGCCGUAGCGCUGGCACAUAUGCGACCAUCAUCUCAAAAGAGGAGGAGACGCGGGACGAUGGCACCAAGGUGAUGACAGGCAAGCAUGUCAUUGUCCGGUUGCAGAGUGGCGAAAUCCGCAAAGUCAGCAAGGAUGCCUGUGCAACGAUUGGCGUUGCCAGCAACAUCAUGCACCAGUACAGGCAACUGGGCAAGGCGGGAAGGAGUCGGUGGUUGAAUAUCAGGCCCACGGUGAGGGGCGUGGCUAUGAACGCGAACGACCAUCCCCACGGCGGUGGUCGUGGCAAGUCGAAGGGUAAUAGGCACCCGGUCAGUCCCUGGGGCCAGCCAGCCAAGGGCGGCUUCAAGACGCGCAUCAAGAGCAAUGUCAACAAGUGGGUUGUCACCCCUCGGGUGCGGAACAUGGGCAAGCGGAGGGACAAGAACACCGCUUAAUGAAGGCGGCCGAUGUGCUGGUGGACUGUGGCGAGUAGACCUUGUACAUUAUGUAGACCAAGACAACCAUGAUUUGUUGGCCGACGUUCCUGACAAGCAAACGCAUUGCGCACAGCUUCUCUGGGAUAGGGUCGGCUUGGGCAUUGGCUACCAUGACAUGGACUCGCGUGGUGGCGCCGGCUGACUGAAAGUCUGCAACUCACGGGGCACACCUGCGCCGACUCUGUAGACAUAGCCUUCUCAUUACCGGUCGCAAUUCGAACUGGGCCUCGAGCAGAUGGCAGUCGUACGUACAGAAAGACGACCAGGCCGGCAAGGUUCAAGUUGGCCCAGCAUACAUCCUAACUGUCAACAGGAGCUAGACAAGAGUCCAAUUCAGUCUAAGCAGUAUCACCGCAAGGCUCCAAUUUCAGACACGUGAAGGAGAAUACGAAUUCCUUCACAUCUUGUCUUCCUGGCACA